Molecule: messenger RNA, 570 nt
Organism: Acytostelium subglobosum LB1
Lineage: Eukaryota; Evosea; Eumycetozoa; Acytosteliales; Acytosteliaceae
Exons: 2
Coding region: 1-570 (189 amino acids)
Source: RefSeq, a predicted model, not a curated record
AUGAUUACACCUGGAUCAUUGGACCCAUGUCUACAGAGGUUCACUCAAGAAGAUGAUACUAACCAGUUUCACAAACCUGCAAUACUUUUACAAUUGCAAGGAUGGAAUACAUCAAAUGAUAGAGUAAUUAUGUAUCUAUCCGAUGGUCUACACUAUGUAAUGGCAACAUUCAACGACUCAUACCCCAAGGAUGAGAUUGACUUGCUCCAGUCAGAGUUUGAGUUAAUGAAACAAGAUGAACAACAAUGGGUCAUGGUCAGACUAAGAAAGUUCCAGUUCGCCUACAAUGGACACUUGGUAAUCUAUGAGUUGGACAUUGUCGGACAGUGCGCAAACAUUCCCGCACGAAAAAUGCAUCCAAUGGUCGUAGCACUCUCAAGUCAACUGCCAUCCAGGAAAUACAAUCGGGUUGGAGACUCUACGAUCACUCUAUUGUGCAAUUGUUUUCAAACUACAAUUAGUCCACUCAACAACAUAGUGGAGGAGCUAUCAAAGUACAUUAACAAUAACUUCUUUCACAAUGCCAAACAACUUUGUGAUGCUAUCGACUCAACAACAACAACAUAUUAA